Molecule: messenger RNA, 1237 nt
Organism: Rhinolophus ferrumequinum (greater horseshoe bat)
Lineage: Eukaryota; Metazoa; Chordata; Mammalia; Chiroptera; Rhinolophidae
Gene: PIR
Product: pirin
Exons: 10
Coding region: 173-1045 (290 amino acids)
Biological process (GO): monocyte differentiation
Cellular component (GO): nucleus
Molecular function (GO): quercetin 2,3-dioxygenase activity
Source: RefSeq, a predicted model, not a curated record
GGGCCCCCCGCCUCCUGCUUUCCCGCAGCAAAAGGCGAAGUGCUGAGUCACGGUGAGCGGCUGCGCCCUCCACGCUGCCUCCUUGCGCUCGCGCCCUCUGCCCGCACCUGCCCCGCCGCACAGGCUCCAGCCGCCGCCGCUGCUGCCAUCAGAACACUCUUGAGACUUCGACAUGGUGUCCUCCAAGAAGGUUACCCUCUCGGUGCUCAGCCGGGAGCAGUCGGAAGGGGUUGGAGCACGGGUACGCAGAAGCAUUGGCAGACCCGAGUUAAAAAAUCUGGAUCCAUUUUUACUGUUCGAUGAAUUUAAAGGUGGUAGACCAGGUGGAUUUCCUGAUCACCCACAUCGAGGUUUUGAAACAGUAUCUUACCUCUUGGAAGGGGGCAGCAUGGCCCAUGAAGACUUCUGUGGACACUUUGGUCAAUUGAACCCAGGAGACCUGCAGUGGAUGACCGCGGGCCGGGGCAUUCUGCAUGCUGAGAUGCCAUGCUCAGAGGAGCCAGCCCAUGGCCUGCAACUGUGGGUUAAUUUGAGGAGCUCAGAGAAGAUGGUGGAGCCUCAGUACCAGGAACUGAAAAGUAAAGAAAUCCCUAAACCCACUAAGGACGGUGUGACAGUUGCUGUCAUUUCUGGAGAAGCCCUGGGUAUAAAGUCCAAGAUUUACACUCGCACACCAACCUUAUAUUUGGAUUUCAAAUUGGACCAAGGAGCAAAACAUUCCCAGCCUGUUCCUAAAGGGUGGACAAGCUUCAUUUAUACCAUAUCUGGAAAUGUGUAUAUUGGGCCUGAUGAUGCACAACAAAAAAUAGAACCUCAUCACACAGCAGUGCUGGGGGAAGGUGACAGUGUCCAGGUGGAGAACAAAGAUCCUGAGAGAAGCCAUUUUGUCCUGAUUGCUGGGGAGCCAUUAAGAGAACCAGUUGUCCAACAUGGUCCAUUUGUGAUGAACACCAAUGAAGAGAUUUCUCAGGCCAUUCUUGAUUUCAGAAAUGCAAAAAAUGGGUUUGAAAGAGCCAAAACCUGGAAAUCAAAGAUUGGAAACUAGUGAAGAGCACGAGAGCAGGUCUUGAUGCUUUCUAGAAUUUUGCCACUUGUGGCAUCCAUCUGUUCAACGCAUUCAGUUUCCAAAGCUGACUUAACUGGUGCUUCUGAAGAAUUCCACACUAAAGUGAUAGCAUGGUUUUUAUAGCAAUGUACAGUGAGAUAAAUUCCUGGCACGUGCAAAUAAACCUAAUUG